AUGAGCACAAUACAGAAUAUCAAGAACUUCAUUAGGCAUGGCAAGCAAGCCCGUCUAGUCACCCCUCACUCCGAGCCCACCACCGACGUUUCUACCGUUCAUGCCGAGCAACAGCGACAGCCAUUAGGCCAAUAUUCACCCGCCUUGGAAGCUUUUGGGCCCGAAGGCAGGGUCAAUGCGCCCCAGAAGCAGGCUGAUUCACAGGUCAGGCAAGAUCGCUCUGCUGAGAUUGAACGCUUGGUCGCAGAAGAAAAUUUGAGUCGAUCUAAAAUGCCCAAAUACCCGGGCCUGGAUCGCUGGAUCCUGGUGGAAAAGAUGGGCGAUGGUGCUUUUAGCAACGUCUACCGGGCUAAGGAUACCACAACGGAAUAUGGCGAGGUGGCCAUCAAGGUCGUCCGGAAAUUCGAAAUGAAUAGCAAUCAGCGAGCAAAUAUCCUCAAGGAGGUUCAGAUUAUGCGCAACCUUGACCACCCCAAUAUCACCAAACUGAUCGACUUCUCCGAAUCACGACAAUAUUACUACAUCGUCCUCGAGCUUUGCCCCGGCGGCGAAUUAUUCCAUCAGAUCGUGCGAUUGACCUACUUCAGCGAGGAUCUCAGUCGGCAUGUUAUCACCCAGGUCGCACAAGCAAUUGAAUAUUUGCAUGAGACAUCAGGUGUCGUUCAUCGUGACAUCAAACCCGAAAAUCUCCUGUUUUACCCGAUUCCCUAUGUCCCAACCAAAAACCCUAAGCCCAAGCAACCCGGCGAUGAAGAUAAAGAAGAUGAGGGAGAGUUUAUUCCUGGCCAUGGCUCAGGUGGCAUUGGCAAGAUCAAGCUCGCAGAUUUCGGUCUGUCCAAGGUGAUCUGGGAUAGCCAAACGAUGACACCUUGCGGUACAGUCGGGUAUACUGCUCCAGAGAUCGUCAAGGAUGAGCGCUACUCCAAAAGUGUAGAUAUGUGGGCAAUGGGAUGUGUGCUCUACACUCUGCUAUGCGGUUUCCCUCCAUUCUACGACGAGAGUAUCCAGGUCCUCACCGAGAAAGUCGCACGCGGCCAAUACACCUUCCUGUCACCAUGGUGGGAUGACAUUUCCAAGUCUGCCCAGGACUUGAUCUCUCACCUUCUCACCGUGGACCCCGAGAAGCGGUUCACGAUCAAGGAAUUCCUUGAGCACCCCUGGAUCCGCGGCACAGACGAGGAAACCACCGCCGCCGCCGACGCACCCCCUUUGGCCACACCCCUCCAAACCACUGAGAAGGGCCAACAAUUCGACUCAAUCAGCGCCGAGCACGGCCCCUACCAACCUGCCAGUGCCCGCUUCCUCGACCAGCCCUCCGUAACAUCCGACCGCCGUAUGGACUUCCGAUCUCCCGGCGCAUUCAACCUCCGUGAGGUCUUCGACGUUGGCUACGCAGUCCACAGACAAGAAGAAGAAGGCAAGCGUCGCGCCAAUGUGCGCAACACAAACCGCACCGGCACAGCUGGGUUCCAGUCGGCCCUCGGCGCCCUCAACGAAGACUACGACGACGAACCAGAAUACAACCAUCAUCUAGGCGGCCAGCCCCCAGAAAAGGUAACCAAGGCCCAAGGCACCGGCGAGAUGGCCGGCAUGGAAGCCAAGCUGCGCUCCACAAACCUCAGCAACCAGAGCAGCGCCGCCCAAGCACGAACUGCUCCCCACCAACAGAAGGCCCGCCAGGGCUACGGCAUGCACGACGCUAACGUCGCCUCCGCGGCAAAGAGCACCCUCCGCAAGUCCCACCAACCAUUCGAGCUCACCCUCGACGGCGCCACACUCCUCGAGAAGCGUGGUCGUCGUAAUCAGCCGGUGUCAUAG
Molecule: messenger RNA, 1818 nt
Organism: Penicillium canescens
Lineage: Eukaryota; Fungi; Ascomycota; Eurotiomycetes; Eurotiales; Aspergillaceae
Product: serine/threonine-protein kinase
Exons: 3
Coding region: 1-1818 (605 amino acids)
Biological process (GO): regulation of cytokinesis; protein phosphorylation; mitotic spindle organization
Cellular component (GO): spindle pole centrosome; chromosome passenger complex; spindle midzone
Molecular function (GO): protein kinase activity; ATP binding
Source: RefSeq, a predicted model, not a curated record